AUGCUUGUCUCGACGCCUCGCGCCCCCGUAUCCCUCAAAACCCCGUCCCAUAGCGUAUGUCCUUGGUCUCCAGGACAUUCAUCCACACCUCGAACAAAUGCACAAUCGAACCCGGUCCUUGUCGCCGGCUCAACAAGCAUCAUCAUCAGCAUCAACAAUAUCUCCUGUCGCUCCAAGCGGCCGUCCAACAAGUGGAUCAUGGUCGAGACCGCCAUACUGUGUGUCAUUGUUGUUCGGUCUGAUGCUUCUGCCCUCAUUUGGAUGUACGGUACCCGUAACGACCUCAUACUGGACCCCGCCUUUAAUCAACCUCUGCUCAUCAUGCCUCCCCGCUGGCUCUCCUGCCUGGUCGUCUUCAUGAAGCGCGCGCGACAAACCAAGCGUGUCACGCACUACACCAUCUCUGACAACAACAACAACAACAACAACAACAACAACAACAACAACAACAACAACAACAACAACAACAACAACACCGGGCAUGCAGCCAGAGCCUCUACAACGCUGUCUUUUGAGCACCACCGGCAUAUGAGGAGAUAUCAAGUUACUUGA
This is a messenger RNA of Trametes versicolor FP-101664 SS1, 552 nucleotides long. RefSeq lists its product as uncharacterized. The record is from RefSeq and is a predicted model, not a curated record. The coding region runs from base 1 to 552 and encodes 183 amino acids. The transcript is spliced from 4 exons. Lineage: Eukaryota; Fungi; Basidiomycota; Agaricomycetes; Polyporales; Polyporaceae.